Folsomia candida is the source of this 1325-nucleotide messenger RNA. RefSeq names its product chitin deacetylase 7. Gene Ontology annotation, molecular function: hydrolase activity, acting on carbon-nitrogen (but not peptide) bonds. The record is from RefSeq and is a predicted model, not a curated record. Gene Ontology annotation, biological process: carbohydrate metabolic process. The transcript has 6 exons. Bases 60 to 1259 code for a protein of 399 amino acids. Lineage: Eukaryota; Metazoa; Arthropoda; Collembola; Entomobryomorpha; Isotomidae.
UCCAUUCUCCUCGUUAGUAUUAAUUUGGACCAGAAUUCUCAUCCACUUUGUCCAUAAUUAUGAACUUUGUCAACUUUUUGAUUGGGGUGACGAGCUUUUGUCUCCUCCUCCUUCUCACACAUUCUGCCAGCCUGAGUGGUGGGGACGAGGUCAGAGCACCAGCCCCACAAUGUCCCACGGACGGGUCGUGUCAAUUGCCAACUUGUCACUGCGCCAGCACGACGCCGCCAGGGGGACUUUUCGGACCGAACGUUCCACAAAUCGUCUACUUGACCUUUGACGACGCCGUGACGAUCGUGAACCACCCGUUUUACGCGAGUGCCUUAUUUAACCGGAAGAACCCGAAUGGAGCCUCCAUUUCGGCCACGUUCUUCAUCACGCACGAGUACUCGAACUACUCACUCGUCCACGACUUGUACCGCAAAGGACAUGAGAUCGCGCUGCACAGCAUUACUCACACGACGACGACGCAGUACUGGGCAAACAUGAAUGAGUCCGUGUGGAAUGCAGAAAUCAUCCAGCAAGGGGAGCAGGCCUCACAUUUCGCACGAUUCGACAGAAACCUGAUUCGCGGAAUGCGCGCCCCAUUUUUGCAAACGGGAGGGAACACGAUGUACCGCGCGUUGUCGCAGGGCGGCCUCACGUGGGAAUGUUCCAGACCGACGUAUACAUACCGGAAGCCAGGACUUUGGCCGUACACAAAUGACUUCCGUUCGAUUCAAGAUUGUCAAAUAGCUCCGUGUCCGGACGAAGCCUUCCCAGGAUUCUGGACCGUUCCAAUGCUGGAUUUUAUAGGGGAUGAUGGCUUCCCGUGCGCCAUGGUGGACGAGUGCACUCCAGUUCCAAAGACGCAGCAAGAUACGUUCUCUCUCCUGCUGCGAAACUUUAACGACUUGUAUACCACGAAUCGAGCCCCGAUGGGAGUUUUCACCCACUCUGCGUGGCUUAUCGGACCUGUGGACAGGCCAGAAUUUGCUGAAAGGAUGGCAGGAUAUCUUCAAUUUUUGGACCAUUUGGGCUCCCUUCCCGACGUUUACAUGGUGAGCGUGUCGCAGGCGUUGGAGUGGGUAAAAAAUCCGACCGGAGUCGCGGAUAUUGACACGUUUCAGCCAUGGGCUCCAAAACCAGAGGCGACGAAUAACUGCGUAUUUCCGAGAAAUUGUAGAUAUGAUAAUAGCACUUGGGAAAGAUUUAUGAGCGCCUGCGUCCCCUGUCCCCUCAACUAUCCCUGGGUUUACAAUAAUCUCGGAGUUAAUUAAAAAAUAAUCAAUAAAAAAACUUGUAAAUUUUAAUGAAUAAAUUGAUUUCUAUGUAUUUCGACUGCA